ACAAAUUAAUAAUAAUUCUGACUCGUCUUCUUCCUUGUUCUUUUCUUUUCUUUUCUAGAGAUAGUAGAAAAAACGGUGUUUGUUAUAUGACUUUUUUUUUUCCCGUUUAACUGCGUACGGAAUUAUUUCUUUUUUAAUUUUUACAUUUCAUAUCCUCUCUCCUACUAAGAUACUACUAUUACAGUACAAUAACUCCCAAGUAUAAAAGCUUGUUUUCCUCCAAUCUUCCCUUGAACUCAGGAACUAAAACAAGAUAACAAACACUUUGAUAAGUUUCUUUUCUUUUUCUUUUUUCCCUUUAUCCUUUUGCCUUACUUUUAUGGCAAUUGCCACAACCAUGAAUCUCACUAACGUCGAUAUAAAUAACACCAACAACAACAACAACAACAACAACAACAACAACAACGUUGCCAACAAUGACAAGCAGCAGCAACAGCAACAGCAAGAUCAACCACAGCACGACGAAGACGAGCACGAGCAUGACAUGGUCAUGCCCGGCUUCCGAUUUCAUCCUACUGAAGAAGAACUCGUUGAGUUCUACCUUCGCCGUAAGGUUGAGGGCAAAAAAUUUAAUGUUGAUCUUAUCACUUUCCUGGAUCUCUAUCGCUACGACCCGUGGGAACUCCCUGCCUUAGCUGCAAUUGGUGAAAAGGAGUGGUUCUUCUAUGUGCCACGAGACCGGAAGUAUCGAAAUGGCGACAGGCCUAAUCGAGUGACGACUUCCGGGUACUGGAAGGCUACAGGAGCUGACCGGAUGAUACGAGGGGAGAACUCGCGCCCCAUCGGACUUAAGAAAACUCUUGUAUUUUACUCCGGGAAGGCGCCUAAGGGUAUCCGUACUAGUUGGAUUAUGAAUGAGUACCGCCUUCCUCAGCAUGAGACUGAACGAUAUCAAAAGGCGGAGAUAUCGUUGUGCCGGGUAUAUAAACGAGCUGGGGUAGAAGAUCAUCCAUCAGUGCCGCGAGGUAGCAGCCUACCAUCAAGGCUAUCAUCGUCGUCGAAAGCAACUUCGUCGUCAUCAGACAAAAAGAACUACCACAACGCCUUUAGAGCGCAGACAACUUGUUUACAACAGCAGCAAAUGGAGCAGCAGCCACCUCAAAUGGAGAAGGUGAGUGAGACUGAUGCAAGUAGUAGCACGGAAGUGGGGACCGCACUUGGACUUUCUCACCACAGCUCUUACACUGCGGUUAGUCCAAUGGCGGCCCCACAGCAAUCAUUAACUCCACCACCUCCACAACCACAACCACAACAGCAACAACCACCUCCACCUUUGAUCGAGGUGAAUCGAAUGAUGCAGUUAUUGAACGACCACAACCAUAACUUAAAGCAACAACACCAAGUCCUAGGAGGAGGUCAUGGUGUAAUUAAUACAUCAAUGCCCUCCUCCGUGAAUACCUCCAUAUUCAUGGGAAAUUCUACUUCCGCUACUGGUGGUCUCGGCCUUGUUCAUCACCAGCCGAGUAUGGAAGAGAUUCAUAGAUUAGUUGAGUAUCAACAAGCUUGCAUUAACCAUCAUUUCCAGCAACAACAACAACAACAACCACAACCCGCGCCGCAACAGCAACAACAACAACAGCUGCAGUUCCAAUUUGAAGCUCUUAACAGUAGUAGCAACCCGAGCAGCACUGGUAGUAGUACUAAUAAUAUGCCGUUUCUAUUCUCAAACUAUCUAUUUUCACCGGCGCAAACAACAGUUGUUAACAACCCUUUAACACCACAAACUGCCAGCUCUAGUACUAGUUUGCAGUUGCCUCCAGUUACAGUUGCUAGUGCUGCAGCUGGGCUCGCAUAUUCAGACAGAUCAUUGUGGGAUUGGAAUCCAUACUCGGAGCCAAAUAGAGAUCACUUCAGUAACCUCUUCAAGUAACUUUCCACUCCAAACGUAACUGCAUCAUGCUUGCAUACUACAAGUCUACAUAUAUAUGAUGAAAGAUAUAAUUGAGUAGUACAUUAGAUAUAUUAAUAUCAUUUCUACCAUAUAUCAUGUUUUAAUUGUGUUAUAGCUGGAUAGUAUUUUAUGAGAGUAUAUGUCAAGCAUUUUUAUAUGCUAUUUGUCAUAAUUUAAGUACCCACUCUUAGGGUUAAUGGACCAUUAUGUUGCAAUUUAUUUUCAAAUUAACCAAGGGUUAUGAAAUAAUGAAAAUUUGCUUUAUUUUUC
Beta vulgaris subsp. vulgaris (sugar beet) is the source of this 2161-nucleotide messenger RNA. Its product is annotated as NAC domain-containing protein 26. Bases 320 to 1870 code for a protein of 516 amino acids. The transcript is spliced from 3 exons. Gene Ontology annotation, biological process: regulation of DNA-templated transcription. Gene Ontology annotation, molecular function: DNA binding. The record is from RefSeq and is a predicted model, not a curated record. Lineage: Eukaryota; Viridiplantae; Streptophyta; Magnoliopsida; Caryophyllales; Amaranthaceae.